Molecule: messenger RNA, 408 nt
Organism: Chondrus crispus (carragheen)
Lineage: Eukaryota; Rhodophyta; Florideophyceae; Gigartinales; Gigartinaceae
Exons: 1
Coding region: 1-408 (135 amino acids)
Source: RefSeq, a predicted model, not a curated record
AUGACCGACCAAAGCGGCACCUUAUUGUAUAGGUGGUACCAACAGGACUAUUAUUGUGAUUCCCGUCAAAAUGCGGUAAAUUUGUCGAAAAAUCUACGUCAGACAGUACAUUGCCACAAUCACAAUCCAGAGCCCAAACCCAUCGGCGACGAAGUCGCUUUUCUCGGUCUACGUGCCACGAACCCCUGCUCUCUCCUCAAGCCAUUUACUUUACCCCGUGAGCCCCGGGCAGUAACCCCAACGCCGCAACACUAUGCACCCUUCACGGCGACCGAUGUCGAACAAGCAAGGCUUAGAAGCACGCAAUCAGCAGGCUGCACGAGACGCGCUUCGAAGACGGCAGAAGGCAAAAAAGGCCAAACAAGUGAAACGCCACGUGCGCUACAAGGAAAAGAAGAAACUACUUAG